This is a messenger RNA of Zeugodacus cucurbitae (melon fly), 7077 nucleotides long. RefSeq lists its product as uncharacterized. Gene Ontology annotation, cellular component: membrane. Gene Ontology annotation, molecular function: potassium ion leak channel activity. Lineage: Eukaryota; Metazoa; Arthropoda; Insecta; Diptera; Tephritidae. The record is from RefSeq and is a predicted model, not a curated record. The transcript has 10 exons. Gene Ontology annotation, biological process: stabilization of membrane potential; potassium ion transmembrane transport.
UAUUUUUUUCUUAUUUUCAGUGGUGUUCUGCGUGCCUCAAACAUUCCACACACGACGCCAGCUUCUUCAAAUGAUUGCGCGCCCGUGACCCCAUUUUCGACAGAGUUAUCACAAUUAAAAUAACCACUUUGAAGCUUAAUGCUUGCCCAACAACAAACGAGAUCAGCUGUUGACGCACCCACACACACACGCACCGCAGAAAAGUGGAAAACACAACUAGAGCAAAACGCCAUCCACUCAAUUAAGUGGGAGAGUUGUGUACAGAAACCUAGCACAAGCAGCAGUGAGGGGGGUGUAAACGUCAAAGCGGGCGAAAGUUGCGGCAGCUGCGCAGUGCCACCUUCAUGUGGAUGCAGCAAACACUGAUAACUGGUCCAUGACGUUUGGAUGUUGUUGACUACAAGCGCGUUCAUCCGGUUUAUGUGUUCGCUGGAAAGUCUCCAAAGCAUGGCAAAAGCAUACACGCCGUGUGUUUGUGCGAGUGUCGGAAAACAGUCAACGGCGGAUACACUUCGCUUGGCCAACAUCCAGUGACUGCUAGUCGUGCGUAUUCAUUCGAGUUUGCUGGACCUUAGCGAGGACGAAGCAAAUCUCAAACAAACAAUCAAUGAAAAUCAAGUAGUUGCUCCUCACAAGAAACGUUGAAAGUGAACUGUGUGUAUUGGCAAAAGGUGUGUAUGGCGUAUGGCCAAAAGUCAAGUAGUGCGAAAGGCAUACAAAACGGAAGUUGUAAUAAAACUUAACAAUUAAAUAAAUUGUGAGUGCGAGCGAAGAGAGUGUGUGCGAAAGCGAAUUAUUUUUCGCUUCAUACCGUUACUCGCAUAAAUCCCGUGUGUUUGACAUUUGACGUUUGCUUGGAGAGUGUGUUAAUAUACUUGAGUGCUGCGAAAAAUGUGUAAAUUUUGUGAAAAACGCUGAAUUAUAAAGCAUAUCAGUGCUGAAAGUAGUGAACGCGCCUCGUACCACCCAAAAACGCAGCGCACCGGCGGACCAGCUUAAGCACGAAAGCGCAUGAAAUAAAUAGUGCGCCACCCCGUGUGAAAUCCUUAUUAAUGACACACAUAUUACAACAAUGAACCACAAUGCGCACAAUAACAACAACAACAGCAAGCCAAAUAACAUGUAGUUGAACUCUAUUAAGCAGAACAAAUAACUGCGGCCAAAACUGAUUGCAGUCGUUGGCUUAACGAACGCAUUUGUGUGGCAGUGUGCAGCUGUGCAGUUGUUGUUGCGCGUACAACAAUAAAGGAGUUGUUUGUGCCACAAGUAUAAACGUUGUUGCCUCCUCCCAUUGCGUGACUUGUGGGGUUUGGGUGUGAAGGCGUAGCAGCCGCAGGGACGCCGUGUGCGCUCACAGCAAAAGUGUAAAUUAUAAAACAGCAACGUCUGCAAUAAUCCUGUGAAAUACACAUGAAAAUACAAAUAAAAAAUAUACAAAAAAAAUAAAUAAAUCAGCUUGCAAGCACGCAGCUGUAGUGAAGCGUAAGCCAAUAAGUGCUGCUGUAAAAGUAAGGUUAAGUGAUGUGUACAUACACUUACGUGCCGCAAAGGAAACGAGCAAGAAUCGAGAGUUGAUCAAGUGAAGUGUAAAAGUAAAUUGGCAAACAAAAGCAUUUAAAAUGAAGUUAAAGCGAGCAAGUGCAGAAUUGUGCAAGUAAAGAAGUGCAAAAAAGUAGUGAAACGCCAAACCAUCGUGUGUGUGCACGAGCAGAGCACAGGUGUGCUAGUGAAACGGUAAAAAACAUACAUACACACAUAUUCGGCACGCAGCUUCCGGUGUUUUCCAACCUACAUAUUUCCACAACUCACCCACCUGCCCACCUGCCCACCGACUGCAUUGCCAUUAAAAUGCAUGAAUCGGCAAAAACAAACAGGUUGGAGCAUGUGAGUUGCAAAAACAAAGAAAGUGGCAUUUACUACUAAAGGGUUAGGUGUGAAAGUGUAAGCGUUUUUCGCCGUAAAGCCUGCAAGCAAUUGUAACUAAUAGUAAAUUCUAGUGAAAAGCUGGUAAUCAUAUAAUGGUGUGCGGCUAAUAAAGCUAAUAAACUGGUGUCCGUAACAUUAAUGAAGCGUACUGUGUAUAAAAACAAAUGCAAAAGUUUAAAAUACCCAGAAUAAAGCAAUAACAAAUAUUGCGAUAAAAAACUAACGGUCGUGCACAAAAGUACCCGUCCCCAGUGUGUGACACAGACACUAAAAAGGUGUUGUUCGUGCCGGAAAAAAUUGCAAACUUUACGCCAAUGAAACUGUAUACGACGAGUGCGAUGAGCAGAAAAAAAGUUUGUGUAAUUAUGUGCAACACCUUUGUGCCAGCUACAUGGCCUUAUGUGCAACACGCCACGCGGCAAACAAACUAGUCACGCGUGCAUAUCCUGGUGGCGUACAUACGUGGCAAUAACAAUAACAAUAAAAAGGCGUACAACUGAUACUUUUAUGUUGAACAUGUGCCGCGUUCGGACAGUAAAUGAAGCGACUGUUGUGUGUGUAAAAAACAACAAUAAUAAUAACAACAAAUAAAGUAGUGACACAUUACAGCACGCGUGUUGCAAGCGCGCUUUGACUGUUUGACUGUGACUUUGUGGCGCGCCUGUUGCUGGCCUAAAUUUUAUGAGCGACGCAUGGAAAUCCUCGCGGCUUUAACUACAGCUUCCGGCGACGGGAAAACAAUAACAACAAUUGCAACAGCUGGAGUUUGGCCGAACAGACACCCGUUAAGUGGUGCAACAACAACACCAACAAAGCAAGCCAUAUAAAUAUAAGUGUUCAUAAAAGCUGCAAGCAACAAGCCAUACUGUGGCGUUAUUAUUUUUAAGCGCUGCGCGCCAGAGAGUGAGCGAAAAAAAACCCGUUGCGCUAAAAAAUAGGAAACAUAAUUGCCAACAAAAAUGAGUUGCGAAAGUUGUUGCAAAAUAAGCGGCGAAAAAAUUAGACCAGAAAACUAGUGCAAAACAAUAGAAUUGCUGCGUGAGAAAGCGAGAAGAACUAGUUAACGCGCUUAAAGCACAAAUUUAACGGCAGUUUUGCAUUUAAGCAGACAAAAGUUGCUUUUGCCCAUUAAAACAGCUGAACAACAGAAACUAAACAGCUGUUUCUACAAUACUAGAGCGCACAGACAGCGUGAGUAACUGAGCACUAAGAGUGAGAGAGAGCGCUAAACUGUUUAAGAAGUAAAAUUUGUAAGCGGUCACUCUUUCUUUCACACCCUCCGCUAAUUGCCGUGCUGGCCAUCGUUCUCACCUAAGGCACCACGCCCAUACGUGGGCGUUAUUAUGCAGAAGAAACCCCCGUUGCCGUUGACCGCAUUCAUUGGUGGUCCGACGCUCAUACACGCCUCUCAAUCGGCGAUCAGUUCGAGCAGCAGCAGCAGUAUUGGCAGCGGAAUGUGUUUCCCCAGCAGUAAAAGUGGUAGCGGCGGUGGCGGCUCAAACGGUGGCAGUGGUGGUGGUGGCGGUGCGGGUGAGAAGCAGCGCGGCGCUGGCGGUUUAUGCGGCUGCCAGAAGGCGCCCAAGUCACAUUGCAUAUCGGCGACAGGCGUACUCCUGCUCGUGCUACUCUAUACCGCCAUGGGCUCCAUUAUUUUCGUCACACUCGAGGGUGAAUUGGACGACACCAGCGCGCUGGAGACCGCAGUGGCGGCAUCCAAAAAGUUUCCACGCACCGAAUUGGCCAAUGAACAAAUAAGAUCACGCACCGUGGAUCGUUUGUGGUCGAUUACGGAGGAUUUGAAUAUUUUAUACAAAGAGAAUUGGACACGUCUGGCCGCACAGGAGGUGCAACAUUUCCAGGAGACCUUGCUGCGCGCCGUACGCCAAUCGAAAAUUUAUCAACCCGGCGAACAAAUGAAUCCACCCACACACAAGUGGACCUAUGCAUCGGCGUUUCUCUACUCAUUAACAUUAAUUACAACAAUCGGUUACGGUGGCAUCUCUCCGCGCACACAGUGGGGCCGCAUCGCCGCACUCAUCUAUGCGCUCUUCGGCAUACCCAUCGUGCUGCUGUACCUAUCCGCCAUGGGUGAGGGUCUCUCCGCCGCCAUGCGCUGCCUCUUCCGCAAAGCGCGCUCCAAAAGCGCUGUGAGCAGUGGCAGCGGCGCCGGCAAUGCUGGCAAUAACGGUGGCGGUAGCGCUAACAGCGGCAACGGCAAGUUGCCACCGAAUGACAGCGGCGGCAAAGGGGCGAACAAGCAUUAUCACCACAGCGGCGGUGGCAGCGGGAAGCUACAUCACUACGGCAUGCCGAAGCCCGCCUACCAUCACAGCGGUUCAAUGGGUGUGGGCAUGCAUGCGUCGUCACACAGUCCCAGCGUGCCAAUCUCCAUAUGCGUCAUGGUGCUGGUCUGCUAUGUCACCUCGGGCGCAGUGCUCUUCCACAAACUGCAAAACUGGAGCGUUUUGGAGGCGCUCUACUUCUGCUUCACCUCGCUGGGCACCAUCGGUUUCGGCGAACUGGCGCCCACCGGCAACCUUACACUGUAUCUCGCCUCCGCGUACAUACUCGUCGGCAUGGCGGUGGUGGCCAUGUGCUUCAGUCUCAUACAGACCGAGAUUGUGAUGUGGCUACGCAAGUUCAGCGUGCAGGACCACGUCAUGCCGCAGGGUGAGGAUGUUGCGCUCGUCUCUGUAGCGGUUACGCCAAAGUCCUCUUGACAACGACCCGCUGCUGAGCUGCUCGCAUUGGGUGGCGGUGGCGGCGGUAACAGCAGCAAUGGCAAUGCAAAUAUGCCAGCACAACUUGGCGGCUUUGGCGGUAACACACUGGGUCACCACCAGACGAUGUUCUUCGGACCGGCGCAUACGCUCACACAGUACAGUUCGCUGCCGCGCCGUUCGGCAGGUUCCGCAUUCCAACGUAACACACCCAUUAGACGCUCCACCGGCAUACCGGAGCACCACAUGGAGUACUUCGUGCCGCGCAGCAUAAGCGAGUUCAAUUUGUCGGGCGUCGGCGAUUUAGCGCUGCCACCGCCGCGUCGCUAUUCGCCCACCAUACAACAUGGCGGCGGCAUGAGCAUGGGCGGCGGUCUACCGCACGGCCUCCAGCUGGGUCCGCCACAGACGCUCAUUUGCACCGGGCAACCGCCACCACCGCAGCAAAUGCAGAUCCUAAUGAAACCGCGUGAGAAAAUGGUCACCUUCGAAGACGAGUCGAAGGCAAUGAGUGCAGCUGCGGCUGCGGCGGCAGGUGUAAACACCUCGAACGCCAGCACAGCGACGCACUGUCCACAUGGCGUACCGACGACGCCGCGCAAAGCGGGCGGCAUGGUCGGCGCUGGCGCUGACGUCUUUAUGUGACGCGAAUCGCUGAGAUGACCGCACAGCUUGCUGCUGAGCGACAAGACUGGUGACGACGCGGCGGCAGCAUAUGCGGCCACCAUGCUGGACGAUGGCUUGGGUGGCGUCACAACAGGCGCGGCCGCCACAGUUAACGCAGCGACGGCGGCGAGCACAAGCGCGCACAGUGCUGCUGGCCUAGAUAGCGACAACGAGCACGACUCACUAGCUGGCAGUCUCAGCGAACUGACAUCCAAGUCGAAAUCGACGCCGGGCGACGUGAUACGCGUGUGAGUGUGCGGCGGCAGCAUUUUCUACACUAAACUAAGCCUCAAGCGCAUAUUCAUCAGCAUCAGCACAACGCCGAGACUCAUUAUGUGAAUCGUAACUUUCCAUUCAACUCAGCGUCGAAUUUUCCUUACUCAGCUGAAUAAAGUUCGGUGCGAAAUCGACAUCAGCGCGCUUCUCAAAGUGACUAUCGAAGCAGGCGAGCAAGGCAAGGUAAAAGACACGCACGUCAUCACAAACACACAAAUAUUCCAGUUAUGUGACCGCCUGACUUUCGCACACUCUUGCUGUUUCUUCCAGAUUAACAGCUUCAACUGAAUACCGAUCAUUCGCUUACGAAAUUCAAUCGUCUACACAACUAUUACAGCGAGCACACUCUGCUCUCUGCGUAAUGUGUGCUGACCGAAUUCAGCAGGAAGAAGAAGAAAAGUAAACAAAUAGUGCAAAUCAAAUGAAGUGCGCGUAAUUAAAUACGAAAUUGUGAUUUAGUGUAAAUAAAAGCAAAAUUAAAAGUUAGAAAUAAAAAGUGCGUGCUUUUCAGUGGAAAGUGUGUGUUUGUGGUGCAGUGAGAAAUGUGUUUUAAUAUAAAUAAUAAAGUAAAAUAAAUAAAAAGCAAUAAAGCGUAAAUCAUGUGUUAGAGUGCAGUGUUUAUAAAAUGUGUUUAAAAAGUGUGAAAAUGUGGCUUGUGCAAUGUGAAGUGUAUAAAGUGAGUGUGUUUAUUACAGUGAAGCGUGGAAAGUCAGUGGAAAUCCAUACAGCAAGCGUCUUGGCGGCGUGAAAGUGGACACUCAGCAAAUCCACAGCGACGACGACGGUGGCAACAGCUUAAGUGGCUGACAGCAGUCGGAAGGCAUUUAACAUAAGGAAUGUGCAAACAAAUAAGAACGCGCGCUCGCUGGCAGACAAGCUGAGACAGUAAACAAUGCAAGAUCCUCAACACUGCAUACACUGUCUCCACAUCAUUUAAAGAGGUAAGUGCACAGACGCAUAAAUAUUUGAACACCUGUACGACUUUAUGCAAUUUUUUUUUUUGGCAUUACGCGAAGAAGCACUUUACCGUUGUGGCUCAUAUAAUUUCCAAUGACUUGUACAAGCAAUUUUACUUCGUUUAUUGUUAUUAUUCUUACCUUUUCUUCUCGAGCAUUUUUUGUUUGUAAAUUUUUUCAUUUUUCCCAAUUUUUUUGGUAGAGAAGUGACUUGAAAUUUUUCCUCACAACGCGCAGUUCGCAUUUUUUAUGCCGUAAUAAAAAUCACUUUUAUGAGCAGCUUAAAUUUAAUUCAGUGCUUAGUACAGACAGCAAUCAGUUAAAGAAGAGCAUUUGCGAAGAAGUAUCUAUAAAUAAAUGAAUGGGCGCAUGUCUAUUGACAACAACAACUUUAUGUUAAUUCUAAAAUCAACACACAUCACACUUCUGAUUAAGGACUUGAGAAUGCUUGGAAUGUGGGUGUAAAGGGCGAAAGUGUCUGAAAGAGAGUGGGUAAGAGAUAGUACUAGUUCAGUGUGGGUGGUUUGCGACAU